Molecule: messenger RNA, 1560 nt
Organism: Calliphora vicina (urban bluebottle blowfly)
Lineage: Eukaryota; Metazoa; Arthropoda; Insecta; Diptera; Calliphoridae
Product: adult-specific cuticular protein ACP-22-like
Exons: 4
Coding region: 1-507 (168 amino acids)
Cellular component (GO): extracellular matrix
Source: RefSeq, a predicted model, not a curated record
AUGGCAGAAAACCAAAAUUCAGUUGAUAUCUACGGUUACGGUUAUGGCUAUGGCGUUAUGUUUGUUAUUUUCGCCUCGGCUUUGUGUUUAACAUUGGCUUAUCCUUUGGAACAUCAAUAUUAUGAAAGCGAAGGCCAUGGUCAGGGCUACGAAACGGAAUUAGCACAUGAUUAUGGUCAUGGCCAUCAACUCGAACGUGUAUCAUUGGGCGAAGAACACAGCAGCUACGGCCAUGAAGAACACCAUGAAGAUGAACAUGUUGACUAUUAUGCUCCUCCAAAAUACGCUUUCAAAUAUGGUGUCAACGAUUUCCAUACCGGUGAUGUGAAAUCACAACAUGAAACUCGUGAUGGUGAUAGUGUAAAGGGUCAAUACUCGUUGGUUGAACCUGAUGGUUCCAUUCGUACCGUUGACUAUACAGCCGAUAAACACAAUGGCUUCAAUGCUGUUGUACACAAGACGGCUCCCGUCCACCAUCACGAAGAACAUCAGGAACAUCAUUACUAAAUUUAAAUUACUUAAGAAUUAAUAUAUAGAAACCAGCAGAGAAACAAAAAACCUUAACCCCAACAAUUGUCUCUACAACCUGAUUUUGCCCAGUUUUAUAAGAAGAAAAACCUGAAUGAGAAAGUAAUUUAAAUUGCUAAUGGUGUGUGUGUGCGUGUUAGACCAUUAACAUUGCAUAGAAUAUUUAGCCAAAUUGUUAAUAAUUUUUAAAUUUAGAAAAAAGAAAAGAAAGUAAAAGAAAAACUUCAAGGCCAAAAAGAAAGUCAAUUUUAAUGUGCAACAAACAAAAACAGAAAAUGCGAUGCUCCUUUCCUCAUAUGUCAACUUAAACUUGUCUUUGUUUUUUAUGUAAUUUAGUAAACUCUUAUGAUUUUUGUUUUAUAUGUACGAGUAUCUCUAUUAAUUUAUGUUUAAAUGUUUUGAUUUUUUUUGUUUAUUUACUUCUGUGAUAGCAUUAAACUGGCUAAUUAAACUAAACUAAUCUAAUCUAAUCUAUUCUAUCAAAUUACCUUUACCACAUACUUAGUAAGUCUUUUAACACUAAAACUAUAACUAUAACUAAUACUAAUACUCAUUCAUGUGCAACUUGUAGUGUGUGAGCAACUGAAUGAAUUUAAUAAUUUAAUAAUUUUACAACUAACCAAUAACAACUACUUAAUUUUCUUUCACUUUUUGUGUGUUUAAUAGACUGUAGACGACUGUAUGGUAUAUAUCGUAGCUGAAGUAAAUAAUGAAUGAUGAAAAAUGAAAAUUAAUUUCAACUAUACUAUAUUCCUUAAUACUUGUUUUUUACAAUAUUUAACUUCUUUUUUUUUUUUUGAUUUUUCCAAAACUGUGUAAUAUGUAAUAUUAUGUACGUUGUAGCUAAUUAUUGUUUUUAUUUUUCGCACUCAUAACUUUUACUAACCCAAUUUUAGAGUUGUUACAGCAAAAAGCAAUCUAUUGUGUAAUUUUUGUUCGUUUAUUCAUUCAAAAGCAUUGCAAUUGCAAUUGAAAUUGAUAUUUUCCUAUUAUAAUAAAUGUGUAAAAAAAGAAUUUAUAAACAAAUAUAAA